This is a messenger RNA of Ustilaginoidea virens, 330 nucleotides long. RefSeq lists its product as uncharacterized. The transcript is spliced from 2 exons. Bases 1 to 330 code for a protein of 109 amino acids. The record is from RefSeq and is a predicted model, not a curated record. Lineage: Eukaryota; Fungi; Ascomycota; Sordariomycetes; Hypocreales; Clavicipitaceae.
AUGAUGCUCAGGUUCGCCCGGGCCAAAGAAAGCUUGGGAUGGGAUGCACACAGCCCCGCUUAUGCAACCAUCCCAGACGCUUUCUAUGCCCAUGACCGACUAAUAAAGGGGAGGCAGACGCCUGCGACCCCGGCCCUUGGCAGGGAAGAUCGAACGAGAGUGCAAAAGCGAAGUUCUGCUCAGUCUCGUGCUCCGGCCUCGGUGAUUUUGGCGGAUACCAAGCCGAGUGGAAUUCUGUACGGCAAGAAGGGGACGACGGAAGACGCACAGCAAGCCCAACCGUUCGGAGGGGUGGGAAAGCAAGACUACCCCCGAAGUUUGUUGGCUUGA